Messenger RNA from Gasterosteus aculeatus aculeatus (three-spined stickleback), 5503 nucleotides. Lineage: Eukaryota; Metazoa; Chordata; Actinopteri; Perciformes; Gasterosteidae. The record is from RefSeq and is a predicted model, not a curated record.
CGCGCCUACCAAGCUAACCGCGCUCCCCGCGCCUAGGCCACAGGCGCAACAGCAGCAGCAGCUCCGCCGGCGGGCUCACCGGCUCCUGCAAGACCCUCUCCAUGGAGAACAUCCAGUCCCUGAACGCCGCCUACGCCACGGGCGGCCCCAUGUACUUCGGCGACGCGGCCGACGACCCCGUCGGCAUCGGGAGCCUGGGCGGCGGGAUGAACCCCUCCGGGCCCAAGGGCACCAUGACCCUGGGCAGGGCCGGGACCCGGGUCCCUUACGGGGUCAGGGCGGCCGUCAUGGGGAGCAGUCCCAACAUAAACAGCGGAGGGGGCGGCGGGGCGAUGCACAGUGACGCAAUAGCCUUCGGGUCGGAGCUGCAGAACCAGAUUCAACAGGUGGCGACCGUGCCUCAUUCCAUGAGACAGGUGAGAGACGGAGCGAUGUCAGACCUGCAGACGCAGUUAAGAGAAGUGCUGAGAGAGAACGAACUACUACGCAGAGAACUGGAGGCCAAAGAGUCCAAGUUGAGCUCCUCGAUGAACUCUAUCAAGACGUUCUGGAGUCCAGAGCUGAAGAAAGAGAGAGCGCUGAGGAAGGACGAAGCCACAAAGAUGUCCGUGUGGAAGGAACAGUACCGAGUGGUGCAGGAGGAAACACAGCACUUUCAGUGCUCCAUCCAGGCCUUACAAGACGAGCUCAGAAUCCAGCGGGACCUCAACCAGCUCUUCCAGUCCGACUACACCGAGUCCGUCCACCUCGGUAACCACCCCUUCGCCCCUCAGGACAUGACGGAGGAGAACUUCCUGCGCCUCCACGGCGAGUACGAGCGCCAGGUGAAAGAACUCUUCCUCCUGAGGAAGACUGUGGAAGAAAUGGAGCUGAGGAUAGACACGCAGAAGCACACGCUAACCGCCAGGGACGAAUCCAUAAAGAAGUUACUGGAAAUGUUGCAGAGCAAAGGCCUGUCGUCACGGGCAACCGAGGAGGACCACGAACGUACCAGGCGGCUGGCCGAUGCUGAGAUGACCAUCCACCAACUGGAGGGGCUGAUGGAGCAGAGAGACAAGGAGAUGCUACAGCUCAGAGAGGAGCUGCACAGGAGGUACGAGGCAGCGCCGGAGUCGACCAAGACCAAGGCCUUGCAGACGGUCAUCGAAAUGAAGGAUGCCAAGAUCAGCUCGAUGGAGCGCGGCCUGAGGGAGCUGGAGGACGAGGUCAACAUGCUCAAGUCCAACGGGGCUCUGAGCAGCGAGGAGAGGGAGGAGGAGAUCAAACAGAUGGAGGUCUACAGAUCCCACGCCAAGUUCAUGAAGAAUAAGGUUGAGCAGCUGAAGGAGGAGCUAACUCACAGCCAAUCUGAGAAGGAGGAGCUAAGGCAGCGGGCCAAUGAGUUACAGCAGGAGGUGUCCGCAAUUGAACAAGCCAAGCAGGAUCUGGGACGUAAGGACAGCGAGCUUCUGGGUUUCAGAACCAAACUGGAAACUCUGAACAAUCAGUUUUCUGACAGUAAACAACACGUGGACGUACUCAAGGAGUCACUCACUGCCAAGGAGCAGAGGGCCGCCAUACUGCAGACCGAGGUGGAUGCGCUGCGUCUCCGCCUGGAGGAGAAGGAGUCUCUCCUGGCUAAAAAGAGUCAGCAGAUAUCAGAGCUGACGGAGGAGAAGAGCACUCAGCACGGAGAGAUCAGCGACCUUAAAGACAUGCUGGACGUCAAGGAGCGUAAAGUUAUCGUGCUGCAGAAGAAGAUUGAGAACCUCCAGGAUCAGCUGAGGGACAAAGAGAAACAGCUGGGCGGACUGAAAGGCCGAGUCAAGUCUUUGCAGACGGACACCUCCAACACGGACACAGCGCUGGGGACGCUGGAGGAGGCCCUGGCUGAGAAGGAGCGGAUCAUCGAGCGGCUGAAGGAGCAGCGGGAGAGGGAGGAGAGAGAAAAGGGCGACGAGAUGGAGUCCAGCAAGAAGGAGCUGAAGGAGUUGAGGGGGAAGGUCUCCCAUCUGCAGGCUGACCUGGCUGACCGUGAGACGUCCGUGCUGGAUCUGAAGGAGAAGGCCUCCUCUCUGGCUUCCGCCGCUCUGAAGAAGGACAACAGGCUGAAGACUCUUGAGAUCAGCCUGGAGCAGAAGAGAGAGGAGUGCGUCAAACUAGAGAGCAAGCUCAAGAAGGCUCAGGGUGCGGCGGCGGAUUCCCAGGCCAACACUGAACUCACGGAACGCAUCUCCUGCCUGGAGGAGGAGGUGACGCGGCACCGAGAGGAUUCCGAGAAGGCCCAGGUGGAGGUGGAGCGGCUUCUGGACAUCCUGAGGGAGAUGGAGAACGAAAAGAACGACAAGGAGAAAAAGAUCAACGAACUGGAGAGAAAUCCCUCUGCCCCUCAUCUGUGGCGUUCUCAGCAAUCGCAAAAACAGGCCCCUCCCCCCGCGGCCUCUCAGCAGCCGAUGGGGGGGGCGGUGUGGGACUACUUGGGAACUCUCGCCUCAAGGCAGAUGAAGGACCAGUCGAAGAAGGUGGCCAACCUGAAGCACAUGGAGCAGCUGGAGAAGAGCCGCAACGCCCAGCUGAUGGAGGACGCCAAGAAGAGAGAGGACAAUCUGAACGAAAGCUCCCUGCAGAUAAAGGACUCCCUCCGUCAGAAGGAGGAGCGCAUCGAGGAGCUGGAGGAGGCGCUGCGGGAGAGCGUGCAGAUCACCGCCGAGAGGGAGGUGGUGCUCGCCCAGGAGGAGCAGGCACUCACACACUCCCAGAAACAGGUGGAGGACCUGCUGGUUGCCAUGGAGAGGGUGAAACAGGAACUGGACGUGAUGAAAGCCAAGCUGUCGUCAACUCAACUCUCCCUGGCCGAGAAGGAAGGUCACCUGACCGCCAUGCGGGCCGAGAGGCGGAAGCACCUGGGGGAGGUCCUGGAGAUGAAGCAAGAAGCCCUGCUGGCGGCCAUCAGUGAGAAAGACGCCAACAUCGCCCUGCUGGAGCUCUCCUCGUCCAAGAAGAAGAAAACGCAGGAGGAGGUGGCGGCUCUGAAGAGAGAGAAGGAUGGUCUGGUCCAUCAGCUCAAGCAGCAGACUCAGAACCGGAUGAAGCUGAUGGCGGACAACUACGAGGACGACCACCUGAAGGUCUCCACGCCGACCUCGGAGCAGCCCAACAAUCACAAGCCCUCGCCAGACCAGAUUCUCUCUCCUCUCCUGGAUCUCGAUCACAACCGCAGUAAACUGAAGCUGUACAUCAGCCACCUGACCUCACUGUGUCAGGAACGAGACCCCGUCAUCCUGCAGGACUUUGCCCCGCCCCCCGCCUAUCACCGCUCCGACUCCGCCUCCUGGCACACGCAGGUGCACAGCAUGACACAGGAACAGUUGGAGGCGGAGUUAGCGCUGUGCGAGAUGGAGGGGGCGGAGCUCCAGGAGUACGCCAACCAGGUCCUGCAGCAGAUCGCCGAACGAUGCCCCGACAUUUUGGAACAAGUGGUCAACGCACUCGAGGACAGCUGCUGACACACACACACACACGCGCGGUGACAGAAACACACACGCUUAUUCGCACAUGAAUUAUCCCGCACGGUCAGAAGCCGCAGGACCGGUAAGGUCUCCGGCAUACGGCCGUAACCCGCUGCUACACAGGUCACGCCGCGGGAUCAGGACCUUCCCUCCCACCUGCUCUCCGCUCAGCUGAAUUUUGGAGGGAAAAAAACAAACAAAAAAAACGUCAUUGCAGAAAAACCAUUCUUCCAACGUGUCUUCAGUCUUUAAUCACGUGUAACACACAGUGCCGGCUGAGGGAAGCGUUGUCUAUUGUGCUUUGUUGGCAUGCAAGUUAAUUCGUUCAUGUUUCUCUGACAUUUAACGUGUAUUUCGCUUACUACUUUGAAACAGAAGCCUUCACCGCUCUCUCGCCGUCGGUGAGACGCCGUCUCGUGUCCUUCAGCAGACUGGUUAUCGUGACUUGAUGUAUUUCAUGAAGGGGGGGGGGGGGUCUAAAUGUAGAAAAGGGAAAAAGUGAGUGGGGCUCGCCUCGUUGCUUCUGAUACCAGACUUACAUGCCGUCACCACAUUGUUAUUCGGUUACGGUUCCAAGGUGCGUUUGUUUCAGCUGCCUUUGAUUCUUUACAUUAUUUGCUGCUAACUUUUUAACUUUUACUUUUCCAUGCCUUGUUUUUUCUUUUCUCUCUGAUGAAACUUCCCAACCGGCAGUUUCUUUCAGAAGUAACCUCCACAUAGUUGUGUAUAUUGUAAAGCCAGAACUUUAAUUAACAGCUUUUUUCAGGGGAUCGUGGUACUUUGGUCCAUCUUUUUGUCCCAUUAUUGAUGAAAGGCGCCACAGUAGAUCUCGCAGUACUCCCUUUAUUAAAAAACACCCGGUGUAGAUAUUUAGUGCUUCUUCUUAACGGAAGAAGAAUUCAGUCAUGGUGAAAUUAGGUUGUGUUCAGACAAUCCCUCACUCACGUUUUGUGACAAUCCUUUUAGAGUUACCAUGGAGAAAUAUGAGUUCAUUUCCCCUGAUUGAAGCAUUUUAUUUCAUAGGAGGUAGGAAAUAUAAUAUAAUUGCUCUAUUAUUCUUUUUUUUUGCUUUUGGUAAGAGAUAUAUGAUAAAGAUAUAAAAAAAUACUGAUCUUGUUCAAUUGCAGAUAUUGUCAUGUAUUUGUUGGUAUGCGAUACACAAUGUGUCAAACUUUGCAAGUGACCACAGAUUGGUUCUGCGAGCAGGAGGCUGCCAACGUAUAUAAUGCACCCAGAAGAGGCUCCGUGUCCACCGGGGGACACUCAGGAUCUGUGUCCUGGAAGGAAGCGACACCCUGAAGCAUGUUUCCCACAGCGCUUACAGCCUCAGCAUGAAAUAUACAUACAUAUAUAUAUAUAUGUAUGUAUAUAUAAUACUGUAGUGAGUGCUGAAGCGGUGACUGGCAACAUGCGACUGUUGAGCGUUGCUCCCUGAAAAGAAAUACCCGGUGGAGACGAAGCCUAAAGACGGAGAUUUACACCGUCAGAAAGCUGUCAAAUAAAAUGUGUCACUAUCUGCACCUCAGAUGGGUUUUUAAAAAAAAAGCCCAAAUGUGUAUAAAAGAUGACUUUCAUUCCAUAAUAUGACAUAUCUGUUUUAUGAGGUGUGGGAGCCUCAAAUGUCACUGGUUUGAAAUUGAUCAUCAGUAGUUUGAGACCUGGUUCUUAUUUUGGAAUGAAACUCCAUCAGAUAUGAGCUUGUGUUUGUAAAUCCAGUAUUUGGUUGUCUUGUUUUAUACUGAUAAUGUUAUGGAGCGCUGAGGACCGGGACUCGCCGCGACUUUGUUGUGGAUUGACAAUAACAGAAUGGAAUAAAACGUGGAUUUAUCUUUAAUUUGACGGGGAGGGAUUCUGUGCGUGUUUUGAGGUCUCAAACGUGUGACACGUUCAAGCAGUUAAACCAAAUGAUUAAUAUUGUGUCUCCUAAUGUUUCUUGUUUCAUCGAUCUCUUUGUUGAAGGUAACAAAAACAAGCCAUAAAGAAAAUAAACCAAAAUAUCCUUUUCAUCCCUUUAA